Messenger RNA from Misgurnus anguillicaudatus (oriental weatherfish), 2810 nucleotides. RefSeq names its product kinesin-like protein KIF20A. NCBI's taxonomy places the organism in Eukaryota, Metazoa, Chordata, Actinopteri, Cypriniformes, Cobitidae. Gene Ontology annotation, biological process: mitotic spindle assembly; microtubule-based movement; spindle elongation. Gene Ontology annotation, molecular function: plus-end-directed microtubule motor activity; microtubule binding; ATP binding. Gene Ontology annotation, cellular component: nucleus; spindle microtubule; mitotic spindle. The record is from RefSeq and is a predicted model, not a curated record.
CGCACUAGCUGCGACAUCUAGUGACGACAUUUACCGGGCUUUAACGGUUGUUGCUGCAUGAAGUGCAAUUUCUCUGAGGACUGUGUGGCCAUGCAGCCUCCAGAGACUGUGCUUUUAAAAGCACCACGAACAUCGCUCUCUGCCAGACUCAGUGAUAAAUCAGUUCCUGUUACAGCUCAACGUUUCCAGUUCUCUAAGGUUUAUGGUCCAGACACAACGCAGAAGGAGAUAUUUGAUGGUACAGUGAAGAGCCUUGUCCAGCAUGUGCUUGAAGGACAGAAUUGUCUGGUGUUUACAUACGGUGUUACCAAUGCAGGGAAGACCUUCACCUUUUUAGGUCCAGAUAAUGAUCCAGGCAUCCUGCCUCGUUCCCUCAACAUGAUCUUUGGCAGUUUAGAGGGCCGCAUUUUUAACCAGAUGUGCCUGAAACCUCAAAGGUGCAGAGAUUUUAUCAGGCUGACCAAAAAACUGGAAAAUGAAGAAGAAAUCACCAAGCGUAAUCUACUUAAGCUCUUCAAAGAGGUACUGUAACAUGGAUAUAGACAUCAGAUUGCUCAGAGACAGUAGCUGUGUCUGAAAUAGUCCCAUUCCAGGGCUCGAAAUUGCGACCAUUUUGGUCGCAUAUGCGAUCGAAAUUUAAUUUGUGCGACUGCCCAUUUUGUUGUUACGCGAGUUGAUUGUGAUCCUGCGUGCUGGCGCUGUCCCAGGUUCAGUGUUCUCUCCAACGAUACAUAACCAAUCAAAUUUCACCACUAAGUUCUUGCGUUUAAUGAAGACCGCAGAUUGGCUAAUAUGAGCGUCAGUCAUUCCUUGUUGCCGUGAAGCGCGGAAAUGUGAAAAGACGAACGCGUCGCGAGCAUGACGAGAGCGAGCCGAUUACAGCCAAGGUUAUUACUGUAUUUUUUGACGACGAUCCGGAUUCAAAUGUAACUCCACCACCGGAAAAUACAAGUUGACGUUAAACCUUUCAGAGAGAGUGGCUUAAAGAUUACGAGUGUCUCCGCUAUGAAAAUGUAACUUACUGUGUUUACUGUAAAUCCUGUAAAACGGCGUUAAUGGCGGAAUCAAAACAUUUUAAGCGCCAGACGUACCUUGCUUAAACAUGGCGAAAGUGCCAAAAAAAUAAGACGUGUCAUGACAAAUGUGUUUAUUAUUGAUGGAGACACCGACCUGUCUGUCAAAGUGUGUUUGAUGGUGUAUGUGCGCAUGCGCUGGUGAAUCGACAUUCGACAAACAUCCUUGUGGUCCAUGUUGCUGUGGAAUACGACAAUGCUGAUGGUAUGUUUUUGUUGUUUUUUUAAAACAUUGCCUAUUUAGUAGUAAAAGCAUCCUGGUAAUGCAGUUAUCAAUACCAAUAUAUAUUAGCCUUCUAUAUUAGGGUCACUUUUGUAAUGUCACAAUUAAUCAGUGUUUUACGUGUUUGCUAGAUUUUCUAUGUAAUCUAAAUCAUGUUACCUGUAAUUGUUAAAUUAUUAUUGCUGCAAUACUAUUUCAUCAGCAUUUGGGUAUUAAUUUAGGAAUUUAUGCAGCUAAAAAUAAAAUAAAAUAAAAGACCAACUUUUAAAUGCUGGCCAUAGGACGUGUAAAGCCCGGUGGUGGUGUUUUAUUUUUAAUAAAAUAAAUCUAUUAACAUUUACAUUGUAGUUGUGGUACUUUUAAAUUUUUUGAUGGAUGCGCCUAAAUUUUUGCUGGUGCUCCUAACUCUUUAAAGUUAAAAAAGUUUAUUUUGAGCCCUGUGUUUAGGUCUCCUCCCAUAAUUAUCAUACCAGUUUGUGAACUAUCCAUUCUUCUUUGAAUAUCUUUUAAAAAGGCCAUAUUUGAACCCGGAGGUCUAUAAAUACUCAAAAGCGUAUACAUUUCCCCAAAUAAUUCACAUUUAAUUAUAAGAUAUCGACCAUAUGGAUCUGAGUACUGUGACACUAAUUUAAAGGGUAUUCGCUUAUUAAUCAAUAUCCCAACUCCUCUACUUCUGGAUGUAUAUACUGCCUCAAAAGCCUCCCCCACCCACCUUCUUUUCAAAUACUCUAUUUGGCCAGCUUUAAAAUGGAGUUCUUGUAGAAAAACUAUGUCAGCGGACAUUUUUUCCAAAUAAUAAAUAACUUUGUGUUUUUUUGAACCCUCCUGUAAUCCAUUUACAUUCCAAGUUACCACUUUAAAUGUGUUUAACUUAUCUUUUAUACUCCUUGUAUGCAUUUUUUAUAUUUUGAUUACUAAUUUAUAUAAUUUUAUUCCAUUUUUUAUAUAUAUAAAUGGAAUGAUGUAAAACAAACUAUAUAGCCCAACUUCUUCUGCAAAUUUAAUUCUGUUCAACAUUAGGACACACCUAAGGAAUUUAAACAAACACUCAUCCCUCCAAACCAACAUGUAACAUAUAAACACAUAACAUAUACCCUCUCCCUCCCCCUUGCCUCCUUCCCUUAGAAACAUGCUUUUUUAGAGCCUUAACUCCCAGUACCAUCUGACCUGGAAACAGUGACUUCCCAAUAAUUCGUAUAAUACCAUCCCCCUUUACAACCCAUAUUAAUAAUCAAAAUUCACCCCAAAAAAAGAGAAGAAAAAAAAGAAAAAUAAUAAUAAUACAUACAUGUGCAUACAUGCAGAUAAAAUAACAAUACUAAUAAUAAUAAUUAACAAUAAUAAUUAUAAAUACAAAUACCUAAUCACUGCUAUUAUUACAGACAAAUUCGAAUAAGUACUUUAUAGAGAUCUCACCGAAUUUAAGCCAUUUUCCAAAUAAAAAUAAAUUAACUAAUUAAUUAAAUAAACAACCAGUUUACAUCAAUUAUUUAAUUAUGGCAUAUUUUUUAUAU